This is a messenger RNA of Dermatophagoides farinae (American house dust mite), 1174 nucleotides long. Lineage: Eukaryota; Metazoa; Arthropoda; Arachnida; Sarcoptiformes; Pyroglyphidae. The record is from RefSeq and is a predicted model, not a curated record.
AUUGAAAAAAUCGAUCGAUUAAUCGAAAUUCAUCAUCAAUAUCAACGAUUGUAAUUGAAAAAAAAAAUUUAAAAUGGAAUCACCAAUACCGAUCAUCACUACUACCAUUACUAACAGUUCUGAUACGAAUGAAAUAUUCCAUUCAUGGACGGAAAUGAUUCUAACAUUAUUCUUCGAUAAUCAUCCAAUUGAUGUACAAAAAUUAGCAAAAUUUUUUCGAGAUAAUUGGCAAAUAACCCUUUAUUAUUCAACAUUAUAUAUUAUAUUGGUUAUGGCCGGAACCAGAUGGAUGUUCAAUCGACAACCAUAUAAUCUACGUUUAUUAUUAGCCAUAUGGAGUGGAACAUUAUCAAUAUUUUCCAUAUUAGGCACAAUAAAUACAUGGCCAGAAUUUAUUCAUUUAUUUUGGACAAAAGGAUUCGUAUCAACAUAUUGUGAUAAUUCCUAUAUCAAUGAUAAUCGUUUAGUAUUCUGGUAUACAAUAUUUUCUGUAUCAAAAAUAUUCGAAUUAUUCGAUACGGCAUUCAUUGUGUUACGUAAACAAAAAUUAAUUACAUUACAUUGGAUACAUCAUAUACUUACAUUGGUUUAUACGUUCUAUAUAUUUGGUUUUACUGCCGCUACCGCUCGUUGGAUGGUAACAAUGAAUCUAGUUGUUCAUUCUAUUAUGUAUGGUUAUUAUGCAUUACGUGCAUUAAAAAUAUCGAUACCAAGACAGAUUGCAAUGGCAAUAACAAGUGCACAGAUCAUACAGAUGAUAUUCGGUUUAAUCAUACAUAGCCAUAUAACAUGGUUGAAAUUUUCUCCAAUUAAUCAUCAACAAUGUGAUUGUCCACGUGACGGUACCAUUUAUGGUUUACUUAUGUAUUUAUUAUAUUUUUAUUUUUUCGUUAAAUUUUUUAUCGAUUCAUAUGGUUUUAUGAAAACAAAAUCUAAGAAUAUGACGAAAACAAUGAAAAAAUCAAACGAAAUCCAUAAUAAUGAUAAAUAUGAUAAUUUGAUAUCCAAUAAUAUUUAUAACAAGAAUGGAUAUAUCGGCAAUUUUAAACCAUUGAUGGAUGAUAAUAAUAAUGACAACAACAACAACAACAACAACAACAACAAUAAUAAUAAUAAUAAUGACGAUGACGAUUGUGGUGACGUUACGCUUUAUUCAAUGGAUGGGCGUGUUUGA